AUGGAGCUGAAGAAGGACAGCAACGCCAUAUCCAUAGACAUGCUGCUGAUCGUGCACUCGGAGAAGCGGCGCGCCGCACAGGGCGCGCACUCGGACCGGCAGGCGGACCCGGGCGCGCCUCCGCAGCGCAGAGGAGGGCUUCAAGGUGUUGGAAACAGAAUCCGGAGAUGGCAGAAAUUAGAAAGAAAUGAACCACAUGGAAACCUGGUGGAGAAGCAGCACCCCCAGCAGACCCAGGUCAUCACCUCCUACGACAACCAAGGGACACAGCUGACUGUGGAGGUCCACCCUCAGGAUGCCAUGCCCCAACUGCUCAAGAAGUUCUCCUUGGCUAAACGUUUACAAGGCGAUAAAAAUGGAAACACAAGACCCCGGCAGCCUGGAGGGAAAGACGCCCAUGCCUACCCCUGGGAUCGCUCCAGCCUGAAAUCCAUGCCCCUGGACCUGCGGCAGUUUGAGAAACUGGACACCUAUGCCUCACAGGUGACAGUCAAGAGCGGCCUGGACGCGCUGGUGAGCGACCUGCUCCAGGAGGCCCACAGCGACCUGGAGAGGGUCCGCGCCAUCUGGAUCUGGAUCUGCCACCACAUAGAGUAUGACAUCGAGGCCGCCCAGGAGAAGGACCGCCAGGCCUUCAAACCCACCACCAUCCUGCAGACCCAGAAGACCAACUGUGAUGGCUACGCUGGGCUCUUUGAGAGAAUGUGCAGGAUCGCUGGCGUGCAGUGCAUGACCGUGCCUGGCUACUCCAAGGGCUUUGGCUACCAGCCAGGGCAGAGCUUCUCUGGGGAGUUUGACCACGCCUGGAAUGCCGUGUUCCUGGAGGGGAGAUGGCAUCUGGUGGACAGCACCUGGGGCAGCGGCCUGGUGGAUUCCACCACCUCCAAAUUCACCUUCCUCUACAAUGAAUUCUACUUCCUCACCCACCCUGCGCUGUUCAUCGAGGACCAUUUCCCGGACAACAAGAACUGGCAACUGCUCAAACCUCCUCAAUCUCUGAGGCAGUUUGAGAAUAACAUGUAUCACAAGAGUGAGUUCUACAACAAGGGGAUGCUGAGCGCCCACCCGCAGACCUCUAUCAUCAAAACAGUGAACGGGAAGGUCACAGUCACCAUCGAGAGCUGCGCCCCGACGCUGUUCAUGUUCAUGCUCAACGGCAAGCAGGAGCACGGGCUGCUGAGCCUCAGGAAGAACGGGAUGAAGCUGGACGUGUACCCUCCAACUGUGGGCACCCACAAGCUGCAGAUCUUUGCCAAGGGCAACUCGGAGAUCUACAGCUCGGUGCUGGAGUACACACUCAAGUGCCACUACGCAGACAUCGACGUCCGGCUGCCCGCGGAGCUGCACCAGCCCAUGGGGCCCAGCUGGUUCUCGGAGCAGAUGGGCAUCACGAAGCCGUCCCACCCCGAGCCCGUCAUCUACACCAGCGACGGGCGCUGCUCUGUCAGCUUCAGCGUGGAGGAGGGCAUCAGCGUCCUGGCAUCGCUGCACGGGGACGAUGGCCCCGUUACCGAGGAGGCACAGCGGCGCUACAUCUUCCAGCUGCAGUGGGAGAAGCGGAUGGAGCUGAAAGUCCAGUUGCCCCAUGCUGGCAAGUUCGCGCUCAAGAUCUUCGUCAAGAAGAGGCAGGAACCGGGCAACUACGUCUUCGUCUUCAAUUACCUUCUGUACUGCACCAACAGCAAGGUGAACUGGCCCGUGUUCCCUGAGAGCUUCGGCAACUGGGGGCAGGAAAAUGAGCUGCUGGAGCCCCUGUCGGGCGUGCUGCCCGCCAACCGCAACGUCCCGUUCAAACUGAAGCUGCACGGUGUCGCCGAAGCCCUGGUGAAGGGGCAGGACACGUGGCCCCUGACCCUGAACCGCGAGGGCUACUGGGAGGGCAGCUGCAGCACGGCCGGCUGCCAGGAGGUCUACGUCAUGGUGCUGAAGAAUGCCAACCACAACUUCUACUCCUACAUCCUGAAAUACAAGGUGAAUGCCCAGUGA
Eubalaena glacialis (North Atlantic right whale) is the source of this 1986-nucleotide messenger RNA. It is a transcript of the gene KY, whose product is annotated as kyphoscoliosis peptidase. The transcript has 11 exons. The coding region runs from base 1 to 1986 and encodes 661 amino acids. NCBI's taxonomy places the organism in Eukaryota, Metazoa, Chordata, Mammalia, Artiodactyla, Balaenidae. The record is from RefSeq and is a predicted model, not a curated record.